Messenger RNA from Colletotrichum phormii, 1521 nucleotides. RefSeq lists its product as uncharacterized. NCBI's taxonomy places the organism in Eukaryota, Fungi, Ascomycota, Sordariomycetes, Glomerellales, Glomerellaceae. Gene Ontology annotation, molecular function: metallopeptidase activity. The transcript has 4 exons. Bases 205 to 1194 code for a protein of 329 amino acids. The record is from RefSeq and is a predicted model, not a curated record.
UCUUUCAAAAUCAGAAAUCAAAUAGCGGAGAAUUAUUUUCCACUUAUUAAUCUAAACCACAAGAGUGUCCCCAAGUUUAAAAACUUCCAAGGUGCAACAUCAUCCUGCGUACCAUUUACUCCUUUGGGCACAUCGCAGGUCAUUAUCUUCAACAACCACCGCAACAGUCUGACCAGUCGCCCGGGAAAUACAUACACGCACACCAUGAUCUUCCAGACCAUGAUGUUCCCUAUCUUUGGCAUGGCGUCGCUUGCCAGCGUCGCACUUGCCCAAGCAUCUGAACGUUCUUCCCUCAAUACUGCAAGGGACCCGCUCAACUGGUGCGGCCAGGGUGAUAAAGCUCAUGGAAUUGGAAGAGAAGACGACUUGGCCGCUCUUGAGGCCUUCUCCAAGCGCUCCUUGAACCCGGAGCAGGACUCUAUUCACGUACCUGUUAAGGUAUUCCUGGUCGGAACGGAAGAACAGCGAAAGUCGGUCAAAAACAAACACGAGAUCCAGCGGAUCGGAACCACCCUCGAGGAAGGCUACGCCAAGCACGGCAUCAUCUUCGGCCCCAUCGAGACGUACGAGGUCGUCAACGACGCAUACGCCGACAUGAACCACAUGGAGAACCGAUAUACGCAGACUCGGAUUAUGCAGCAAUCGCUUCGCAUCGGCGGACCCGAGACUUUGAAUCUGUACAUUGUGCCGAAGUUGAAUAUCGGCCUCCUCGGGUACGCCUCCUUUCCUGAUUUAUUGACAGGCGCCAUCGUUGUCCCGGGAGCGCAAGGAACAUCGUUUGGUGGGGACGGCGUCAUCAUCGGCUACAGCGCUAUGGACGGUCCUCUGUUCAACAAGGCUGUGAUCCAUGAGAUAGGACACUGGCUGGGGCUCUUCCACCCGUUUCAGGGCGGCUGCGCCGUCCCCGACGGUGACUACGUCCCGGACACGCCGCAGUCGCGACACGAAAACUUCGCAUGCAAGCGUAAGGACACGUGCCCUGGCUUUCCAGGCGAAGAUCUGGUCUGGAAUUACAUGGCGUACUCGAUGUGUGACAAGGACCUCUCUUUCACAGCUGGUCAAGUCCUUUUCAUGCGUCAAUCUUGGCAUAGUUACCGCGACCCCAAGACUAGAGACCUUCCUGCAGACGCGAAUGUUCCUAUUCGGACGACACCUAAUAAGGACAUGAUUGUCCGUUCGAGAUUCUCCCAGUAAACAGCCCCUACGAGCCUCAUAACUCUGUGACGAUGGGACCCGCGGCUGGAAUUGAUGUUAUCGGUUCCGAUAAAUUGUUAUGGCUAUCAAGUCGAGCAGUGUGCGGAAUGGGCUGUGAUUCGUGACUCAUUGUUGUGUUGAUGGCCUUGAAGUUUCUUUCAGGAACGAACCUGGCUGGGAAGUACACGAAUACAAGCACUAUUUAGAACCUAAGAACCAGAUAUACUCUGAUGUGAGGCUAUUCAUAUUCAAGCUUGGUACCUUGGGAUGCUUCUGUUUGCUCUCGGCUUAGUACCUUUCAAUCAUCAGUUGACAUUUCAGUUCAAU